CGACGGUCCGUGAAGGCAUCAGCAGAGGAGGAAGGAUCCUUGGCAACGCUGUCACAAAGCUAGCGUUGUUCCUGCUCACCCUCUGAAUGCAUCAGCUUUGUCAACAUGCUGCAUAGUGUCCAUCUGGGCCGUUUAACGUCUCAUCCUCACCUCGCUGCUUCCUCAAAGGCGUGUUAACGGACGUGUGAUGGCAUUUUUCAGCGAGCCCAGCUAGCCUAGCUGGCAGACUUUGUCUCCGUCGUCGCCACAGUCCAGCUAACCAGAACGAGUUGUUGUUAGCUCCAAGGUAGCUCUCGGCGAACAUGGCGAUUGUGUCUGGCUCCUGUGCCAGGGUGAACGGCUCCAGGAACGGGCCCUCCGUGGCGGCUACACCGUCGGGCUCGGUCGGACAGUCUCAGCCCAUGAUCGCGGUGUGGGAAUGGCAGGACGACCUGGGCUACUGGAGGCCUUACAGCGGCCAAGUGAGCGCCUACAUCGAGCGGUGUCUGUCACCGCGGGGCCAGAGAGGAGGGGCACCCGGCUCAACGAGCAUCUGCCUCGGACAAUCAGACCCCAGCCUGUCGCCCUACCUCAUUGACAUACCGAGCUUGAAGCAAUUCCGGCAGGACACAGGAAAGACACGGUCAGUACGUCGGUCCCUGUUUGCCCAGUCCUCAGGGCUCGGCAGUGGAGUUUACUGGGAAUGGGUCAACGACGAAGGAGGAUGGACUCCAUACGAGACUCGAACCUCCAUCCUUUUGGAGCACAGCUAUCAGGCCCGCCAAGGCACGGCAGACUUGGGCCCCCACGGAUACAAUUACAUCGUGGAUCUCACGUCUCUGGCCCAGGUGAACAAAUCGACGGGCUUCAGGCGCCAGGUGCGACGGCAGUGCAAUCUUCCGUACCCGCUAGCCUCCGCUGGCCCCCCGGCUAUCCCCUCAGGCCCCGCCUGCUCCUGCCAGCAGUGUUUGAGCCACAGCAGCACAGGGCCCAUGCCCAGCCGUUCACGACAUUCCUUUUCGUCGGGGAGUCUGAACCGGCCGAGCCUCCAGGGGACGGGGAGGGCGGCGGCGGCUCACCCUACUUCUGUGUACUCGCCGUACCCGAGGAGACCCCUCUCCGUCGGGGGGAUGUCCUGGGGCAGCCCCUGGCCUCCGCCUGCCUCUGGUAGUCAGCUCUCUGCACCACUUCUGACCAGCUCUGCCAGUGCCAACGGGUUAAGUGUUCCUUCCAUCUCUGUGCAGCUGAACGGAUCCACCAGCGUGAGCUCCGCCCUGGCAGGCAUGGCCUCCAUUUUGAUGUCAGCAGUGGGACUCGGCGUGCACUUCACCUCCGCCCCCCUCCCUCAGCAGCAGCAGCAGCCACAACAACAACAACAACAACAACAACAGCAGCAGCAGCAACAACAACAGCAUCAGCCUGCUCCUUUCUCGCUUCCUCCUCCUCUCCUCCCCCCAGCCAGCAGACCCAGCAAGCCCCACAGCAGCAGCAGCAGCAGCAGCAGCAGCAGCAGCAGCAGUUCAGUUAGGAGAGCAAAGAGGCAGCACAGGAGAGCCUCGGCUCAGAGACCAGAGGAGGUGAUUCAGCGCUACAUGGAGGUGGUGGCCGGCGUGCCAGAUGAGGACUGUAUUAUCUGCAUGGAUCAGCUGUCCAAUCCAUCCGGCUACGAGACUCCGUCCACGGAGGAAGGAGGCCAGAGCAUCCUGCCAGACACUGUGGGAAAAUUCAUCAAAUGUGGACACACCCUGCAUAUGCUCUGCAUGCUGGCCAUGUACAACAACGGAACGAAGGACGGCAGCCUGCAGUGCCCCUCAUGUAAGACAAUCUACGGAGAGAAGACCGGGACCCAGCCCAAAGGCAAGAUGGAAAUUUACAGCAUCACCCAGUCGCUGCCGGGACACCCAGACUGUGGCACCAUCCAGAUCAUCUACAGCAUCCCACCAGGCAUGCAGGGUCCAGAGCAUCCCAACCCCGGCCAGCCCUACACCUGCAGAGGCUUCCCUCGAUUCUGUUUCCUACCAGACAACGACAAGGGCAGGAAGGUCCUGGAGCUGCUGAAGGUGGCGUGGAUGCGCCGUCUUAUCUUCACCGUGGGAACGUCCAGCACCACCGGAGAGCCCGACACGGUGGUGUGGAACGGCAUCCACCACAAAACCGAGAUGAUGUCCAACCUGUCGGGCCACGGCUACCCCGACCCCAACUAUUUGGACAAUGUUCUGUCUGAGCUGGCCUCUCAGGGCGUGACAGAGGACUGCCUCAAACCUCCAGGAAGUAGCAGCGGCGGCGGCAGCUAGGUCGCAGCUCCGAGGUUCACACACUUCCACUCACCGCUAACCACCGAGUUAACCCUUCCAAACCCUCCUCCACCAGGUGGACCUCCUGCAACCUCCGUCUGUUAAUAACGUCAGCGUCUACCCAAACCUCAUGGAGUGAGCGAAGGGGAAAAGCGAGCUAAAUAAAGGUCUGGAAUCCUCUCUGGAACGAGGCUGCCUGCUGAGAAUUGUUCUUGCUCCAGCACAUUUCUGCUCAUCACAUAUUCCAGGAGAUUGAACUCGGGGGGAACAAAAAAAAACGGGGCUCCACUUAACUCUGAGACUCUCUCAUCAAACCUCUAUAAACUGGAGAUUGUUUUUGUGUUUUUUUACCCCCAUUGAGCCUCAUCUGUAUCCUCUUGUUCAGCUUCCACGACGAUGGGAGCUAACGCCAGGGAUAAAAAUCUCAUGAAGCACUUUAGCUCUGACAGUGCAUUUAGCCGAGAAGAUGUGUGAUUUCCUGGUAAAAGGGCAGUUAACUUGUUUUCAAAUUGGGAACUCGUGCAGUCCAAGUGUUUCUGCUGAAAACUGUUGUGUUUAGCACAAUGACACACUGAAACUUCAAGUAGCAAAGUCAGUAUAUAUUAGCCUAUUUGAUGAGAAGAGGCAAUACUUUACUGUUGUAAAUAUAAAAAAAUAUGAAUGAAACAAAAGUACGUUUUAAAAAAACAAGUUGUGUCCACAAAUGCCAUAAAUAAAGUUGUGAUUUUAAUUGUUUUUAACAACAUUUAGCACCACUUCUAAUUUGACCAUGGUAUGUUUAAUUCCCGAACACAAUUUGAGAAGCAGACAUUUGAUGCACUUACAUGGUGAUUUGUCAUGUUUUGCAGUAUUUUCUGCAGCCAUCGUUUUUGUCACUUAAUAUGUUAGUGUUAACAUGUAUGUGGGAAGGCACAAGGUUACAGCGUAUAUAGCCACAGUUCUUUUUGUCUCGAACAGAUGGGAAAGCACCGACGAGAUGAGGGUGGGGGAAGAAAUAAAGAGGUAGUUCCGGUUAAGAAAAAUUUACAGUGUGACAAUCAAGAUCAUGGAAGUCGUCUUGAUUAAACAAGACACGUGGCGGCGCGGUGAGCGUAUUAAUGUUCCCGCGGGCUGCAACCUCCUGUAUUCACAUGCAUUAUUCUGCUCACAGUACUGCAGUACAAGUUGCUCAACUGAGUCUUGACAUGUAUACAACAUUGAGGAAAAAAAAUAAAUCUGCAAUAAAGAAAUAAUGCAAAACAA
This is a messenger RNA of Amphiprion ocellaris (clown anemonefish), 3515 nucleotides long. RefSeq names its product deltex 2, E3 ubiquitin ligase (gene dtx2). Gene Ontology annotation, cellular component: nucleoplasm. The coding region runs from base 303 to 2273 and encodes 656 amino acids. The record is from RefSeq and is a predicted model, not a curated record. Gene Ontology annotation, biological process: protein ubiquitination; Notch signaling pathway. NCBI's taxonomy places the organism in Eukaryota, Metazoa, Chordata, Actinopteri, Pomacentridae. Gene Ontology annotation, molecular function: ubiquitin protein ligase activity; zinc ion binding. The transcript is spliced from 9 exons.